CAUUGGACCUUUGGACAUCCGAAUUACUAUUAGUUAUUUCAAACAGAAUCCUAUUUCCUUUCAACUAUCUUGCGGGAAAGUUGAUUUGUCCCCUAUCACUGUUGUCUGUAUUUGUCUCGUUGGUCUCGCUGGGAAUCUCAAGGAGUUAGAGGCUGCUGCAGAGCUCAGGGAGAAGUUUGUUCCAUCAAUCGUUUCAUAUAUUUUUAGGACCUGGGAUUAACUUGGAAAUAGACCUUCCUUUUACAUUUUUCAUCACCGCAAAGCUCCCUUGUCGACUAAUCCCACCCUCUAAUUCAGUAAUCACAAUGUCCACCAAUCCUAUUGUUCUUGCCCGUGGACACACUGAAGCAGUCACAACUUUGUCACUUUCUGAUCAUCUGCUGGCAUCUGGAAGUGCGGAUGGCAAUACCUAUUUCUGGUCUCUGGAUCAAAGUCCUUGUCCUGUUCUCCAGGCUCCAAGAUAUGGUCACUGUUCUAGUAUCAAAUUUAGUGUCAAACAAGAAAAUAUACUCUACGGGGCGUAUAGCCAAGAAAUUAUCUCGUGGGAUAUACGCAACUUAAGACAGCUAUUCGAUAUUUGGAAAGUUAAUGAAGGGAGAGUAAAUUCGAUUGACGUAUCUGAGACUGAAGACCGGCUGGCGUCAGCAGAUGAUACUGGUACAGUACAGAUUAUUGAUCUGAGUAAUGGUUCGCUUGUUCGUACUCUCAAGAAACAUGAUAACAGCGUGUCUUCAGUUAAGUUCCGACCGGGUCGUCCCUGGCAGCUGGUGAGCGGUGGUGUCGACUGUAAAGUUGUCGUAUCCGACUGGCGGGGAUCAGGCUUGGCGGUUAAUAUUUUUGAGCUGAGUGAAAUUGCUGACUACUCUGGCUCAGACUCAAACAAUGUUGAGGCUGACGAUUCUUAUAUAGACAGUAUAGAUGAUGAAUCCUUGAAUGUACUCCUCCGUUCCAACUCCACCAUGAACUUUGACGGGGGUAAUACCAGAACGAAUGACCGCAUUCGAGAUCGGUUCGCCGAGCAGAUUGCCCGGUUGUUUCUUAUCCCUACGCCAGUGUCAUUCAGUCGGGAUCGCCAGCGUCGUAACAUAUCAGCCAGACGUCCUUGCAUCAAUUCAGUUUCCUGCUCGAUGUCCGGUGACAUCGUUGCUGCCUCACUUGAUAGCAAGACCAUUGAAUUGUUUUCCGGUUAUGGUAAACAUUUGA
Trichobilharzia regenti is the source of this 1203-nucleotide messenger RNA. The record is from the annotation of a GenBank genome assembly. Lineage: Eukaryota; Metazoa; Platyhelminthes; Trematoda; Strigeidida; Schistosomatidae.